This is a messenger RNA of Seriola aureovittata, 4721 nucleotides long. RefSeq names its product transcription factor Spi-B-like. Lineage: Eukaryota; Metazoa; Chordata; Actinopteri; Carangiformes; Carangidae. Gene Ontology annotation, molecular function: DNA-binding transcription factor activity, RNA polymerase II-specific; sequence-specific DNA binding. The record is from RefSeq and is a predicted model, not a curated record. The transcript is spliced from 6 exons. Gene Ontology annotation, biological process: regulation of transcription by RNA polymerase II; cell differentiation. Gene Ontology annotation, cellular component: nucleus. Bases 3174 to 3992 code for a protein of 272 amino acids.
UUAUACAGACGUGGUAUUGGAAUUAGAAUUGACAUUUCUACUGGUACCAUGUGCGUAUGGUAGUGGAUUGGAAUUAGGACUUGUAUUGGUACUGAUAUUAUUUAGCUAUAAUGUGGUCAAGACAAAUGAUGUUUUGAUGAAUAAAAAAUGCAUAAAAUAUUCAAAAUAAUGGAUACUUUGACAAGUUAUGUAAAAUAUGCUGCUUGUCUGAGCUUCACAGGCAAAUUAUUGAAUGACAAAUACAUAGGCUUAUAGAUUCGUAUACAGUGUGCAUACUGUUUGUGUACAUGUGCAUGUCAAAGAGGUUACACUUACAAAGCCGAUAAUAAGCCAGUAAAAGAGAAUUAUGGUAGAUGUUGAUGGAGGGGGUGGAGGAUGGUAAGAUCUCCCCUCUAGGCAAAUUUUAGGCACCUGAUGUGUCACCACAAAAUAAAGAUUAAGGUGUUCUCCAGUUUUAUUUCUGAUGUAUUGAUUUGCUUUCAUCUGUUUUACAUAUACAGUUAGGAUCCUGAGGGUCAAAAAGAAUGUAUGACAUCAUGCGCAUAAAGUACGGGAAUCGCUUGUUAUGUUUCACGGAAGCUAUUUCUUCACCCUGCUCAACAGGUUUGUCUGAGUGCUGGUGACUCCACUGUAAGAACCGCAGCCGACUGUAAGGUCACAUAAACAAACAACCGGCGUGAGGCAAUAAGUUCAUGAUCAGAUGUAUCAAUCAAACCAGAAUCAAAAUACUUAAAUAUUAAAACAUGCACAUACAUAUGUCUGUACGACUGUAGAUGUGUUCGUGUCUGUCCGUGUGUGUGUGUGUGUGUGUGUGUGUAAACAUAAAUGCAGAUGCACUUUGAUAUGCUGACCUUCCAUGACCCUCCAAUAUUUCUUUGUGUACUCUGACAGAUUUACAGUGUAAGGGCCUGUAGUAAUAUUUCAUCGUGGUGAAUUGCUACACUAAACCUUGACAAUUUGCAACGUUAGUAAUGUCAUUUUUGUAAGCAGAGUUUGAGUUUUUAUCAUGUUGAGAUGAUCGCCCAGGAAUAAAAGACAGGUUGUAAAUACACUCUGCCUCUCCCAUUAUGUACACUUCAUAUAUUAUAUCCAUUUCCAAGGAAGUCACAGGCUGCUGGCACUCCAUUAGGAUUUAUUAGAAUACUGCUGAUCAGGCCAUAAAUACCUGUCUCAAAGGUAUUUUUUAAAUAAUAUUCAUAUCUGCUUGGGGUUAAAUUAUAUCAGUCAACAUAAAUGUUUCAUCCCUCCACAGGGGAUCAGCAGUCAAUGACCCGUUCCCGUUCACACCUACAGUAUGAACAAUUAGAGUUUGUGGUUGGCCUGAUGUAAAUGUAUUUGUGAUUCCAGCUCAUUCAUAACUUAUUCCUGACUGGUCACCCUUCCUUUGAGCACUGUUGUAGAAGUUUUCUGAAUUGGUUUAGUUCAUUUAACAUGAGGGCCAGACUCUGUGAGUCAGUUGUAUUACGCUACAGAAUCUCUGCUACUUCACUAUUAGAGCCUGUGUGUUUCUGACCUAGAGCGGUUUUGGGGAAGUCGCUCCGCUUCAAGACACAUGUUGCACAUCAACAAAAAGGAACAUGCUCACCCGCGAGAAACAAUGCAGCAUAUAUUGAAAGUGAGCUAUGAAUGACAUCAUAUAUUCCUUAGCUGUGGUGUAAUGCAAUACCUGUGAUUGUUUGCUUAACCGCAAUUGCUUAUGGGGCACAAUGACAUUUUGACAUAGCAGCCUUCCCUUUAAUUAGGAAGUUGAUUAAAACACACUGUAUAUCAGAGCUACAGGUAUGUUCACAGAAUUGAUCCUGGGAAGGUUUUCAGGGGGAGGGACACUAGAAGUAUAUGAUUUUUAUUCACUGAUGUAUUUGAGUAUAAGCCCUGGCAUGCCAAGCAUAGCUGAUGAUAAAUAAGCCUGCGUUAACGGUGUAAGUAAAGCUGGAGGGGGGACACAGGGGGCCUAGUGAUAUAAUUUUAAUUGAACACCCCUAUGUAGCAUUAAAAGCACUAUAUAUAUAUUUAAUAAAUGGUUUAUAACAUGUUUUUAGCAGAUGUAAGUGUCUCUUAAUGUAGUUGUCAACAUGUUAUUCAGUUGUAAUUGUUUAAAAUAUAUAUUGAUAAGUCAUAUGUUGAAAAUGUACACUAUAUAGUAAUACACACCUAAAAUGACCUUAUAUCUCCUUACAACUUCAUUAUAAUGUGUUAUUAAAUGUUUAUAAUGCCUAUCAAUGAUAACUAGAGGGGCUAAAGUGAGUUAGAUUAUUGCUGCCGGAAAGACAAACACAGUCCUCAUUUUGUCUUGUGGAACAUUUCAUUCCCGAACAUAAACAUAAACACGUUUCUCACUCAGUCACAUUUUUCCUGGUGUGACAGACCAGUAUAUCAUUGUGAAAUUUAUGAAAAUCUUGAGAGUAUUUGUCAGCUGGGUACUCUGACAAACAUUUCCCCACACAUGGGGAAACUUGAUGUUAAAUAUGUGAGCAUGUUAUAAUUUUUUAGUACACAUUUUAGAUUUUACCACAUAUUUAUUCAAACCACAUACUUAGGAAUAACCAUUACUCCCACAUCCUCCACUCGCCUCUUCAUCCCAUCUUUCCCCACUCCCUGUAUUCGAAUAUCACCAUCUGUCUUACUGCAAAAGGUGCUUUGUAUUAGAUUCCAACAGCAUUGUAAAGCCACAAAUAUAAAGCCACAUGAUUAUCUUCCAUAGCGCUGAGCCUCUGUUGUGUCAUUUGAAAUGAUAAGAAACCACAGAUACACCACAGGUUUUGAUUCCAUGACAUAAAACUCCACGAGGUAAAAGCAUUCGCUGAAAGUCACACUGAAAAUCUGUCAAGAAAACAAGUUCACCUCCUUUUUACCUAAAACCCUGCUGAUGAAUGUGUAUUUGUUUCUUUCAUAAUAAUAGCAAUAUUAGCUUACGGUAGCUCUUUUUUGAAUAAGAAAAAUACACUAUAUAUUCAGAAACAAUAGCCAGAAAUACCCUUUACUUUGUAAACCACUCCCACCCUUGUACAAAGGGGCUUGGCCAAAAAACGACUAUAUAAGAGAGGUGAGGUCCAGGUCAUCAUACAGGUGAGCAUUCACAGUCUCAUGUCUCCAACCUCUACUGCCUGAGGAUACUACUUCACUGUAGCAGACACAGGAGUACACCUCGGACCUAACAAGAUUGACGUUUAAGUAUGUUGGCAGAAAUGGAGACGAUGGCCUAUGUGACUGAGAUAAGGCUGAGUGGAGUUCGGGGGGCCUGGAACGGAGUGGCUCCCUCCUCCUGCCCCGAGGUGGACCUGGAGGUCAUCGAGGAGUACCUGCAGGAGCAUUCACUGGAGGUCCAGCCCGCACACAUACCCGCAUCACCUCUGAGCACCAUGGGGCAACAAACGCACACACACUCCCACCAGGGCACCAGGAUCAUAGAGAACAGCUGGUCAGGCCAGCAUGCAUAUGAGUGGCACUGUGGCUCUCACACUCCAAACAAGGAAUAUGAAGAGCAAGCCCCACCUCUAGCCUGGCCUAGUUCCCAUGACAACCAAUGGGACCACGUAGCAUUUUCCUAUGAUGCACCUGCAUACAUUGACUCAGACUCGCAGUCCAGUAGCUCCCAGUACCAGGAAUACCAAGAUUCACCAUCGCCAUCAUCCGACAGGGGAGGCAGGGAGGACAGAGACAUCCUGCCUCUUGCCCCACUGUCAGGAAAGAGGAAGGAGCGGUUGUUCCAGUUCCUGUUUGAGAUGCUUCAGACGCCAUCAAUGCGAAGUUGCAUCUGGUGGGUCCAGUCCUCUGCUGGCACCUUUCAGUUCUCCUCCCAAAACAAGGAGCGCCUGGCGCAGCUGUGGGGCCGACGAAAGGGGAAUCGCAAGCCCAUGACCUACCAGAAGAUGGCGCGGGCACUGAGGAACUACUCCCGCACCGGCGAGAUUCAGAAGGUGAAGAGGAAGCUCACAUAUCGGUUUGACGAGAAGACGCUGAGAGGCCUACAAGGAGACUCUAAUACAGUGUAGGAAGCAUGAUGGCUUGUGUACAUAAGCACAGAAAUCGAAUAAGCAAUGGAUAUUCAGAGAAAAUUGCUGUGGAUGUCCCUUUAAUGUCCUUUCUAUUGAUUCUAAUUCUGACAUGUGGAAACAAAUGAAUACUGAGUAUUUGAAAAGCCAGAAGAUGAAACACUGAGCUUUCUGUAGAUACAGAGCCAUAAUGGAGUUUGCAUGUAUGAGGGGUGAACCGGAAAUGAUACUGACACGAGGAUGCAAACUCCAGGCAUAGGUGAGGUGUGAAUAGUCAGAUGGCUUUAAAAAGUAUGUAAAUCUAAAAGGUUGUGACAUAAUCUACUUUAUAAGUAGAACUUAAAUCAUUUUUAAAAUACAGUUGUGGUUUUCUGUUUUUUCUGUUUUGAGGAUAUCUAGCAGAUGUAAGAUCAUCUGACAGAUUUACAGAUGGUGUAAACAUUAUGUUUGUGUUAAAAUAUCUUCUUUUUUUUUUUAGAUUAAAUAAAUCAGAAAAUAUUUUCUGAAUAUUUGAUACAUUUUGUCUGUCUGUCUGUAUAUAUAUUUAUCUAUCUGUUUAUCUAGCCAUAAGAACAAAGGCAUACUCUGUAGGGCAUAUCAGCAAAGCAAAUACAGAUGUGCUUAUAAACUGAAGCAAGCACACACACACACACACGCACACACACACACACACACGCACACACAAUCACAAACACACACACACUCACAAACACACACACUCACAAACAC